UAGGACACCACUUGCACUUGCCUGACCGCCAUACAAGUGUUGAUAAUUUAUUCACAUGCGACGAACGUUGUUUCAACUGGAGUUAUAAGUUUAUGAGCUGUACUUCCAAGACCGUGUUUUUCACACAUACUGCUAACAGUACCUUUAAAAAAUCAUUUUGGUAUUUGGACGUAAGAGAAAGUUGGUGUUCGCAGUACACAUUUUGCAAGGAUACAGUACCAGUCAUGUCACGUGUCCAGGAGAAGGACGAUGGCGGGGAGACCUUGGAGUUUAUGGACAUGGGGGAUAUCCGGACACCCGCCUUUGGUAUAAAGACUGACGAUGAACUCAAGAAAAUCUUUGACGGGAUACCAGAAUUCAAACACAGGGAUGACGACGUUAUGUUGUGCACAUUUGCAAAGACCGGAACGAACUGGAUGUAUGAGGUAUUGAUGAUGUUGCUGCGGCGGAAGGCGGAACGGGUGGAUCUCAACAAGAGCAUGACCAUGCUUGAGCUACAGGGGGUGGAGGACGUGGACAAGGUCCCAUCUCCCAGAGUAAUCAACUGUCAUCUCCCACCCAGAUUUCUGCCCAAAGACCUGGCUCAGAAGAAGAUAAAGACGAUGUUGUGUUUGCGAAAUCCAAAGGACACGGCCGUCUCAUUUUUCAACCAUAUGCGGGGCAUGAAAAUGUACAACUACGGUAACGGACAAUGGAAAAACAGGUUGCGGCCAUACGUCCAGGGAAAAUACGAGUACGGGCCCUAUCCUGCCUACUUGAACGAGUGGCAGGAAGUCAUAGAGGCGGGACCGAGGUACCCGAUACACGUCAUGUUCUUCGAGGACCUGAAAAUGAAUGGGAUGAAAGAAAUCGAAAGGCUUAUUUCAUUUCUAGAGAUCGAUAUAUCGGAUAGUUUGCAGAGAGAUAUACUAGACAUGUGUGGCUUCCAGAAGAUGGCUGCGGACAAAAUGCUCAUACAAGAUCAAGAUGGGUUUUUUAAUGAAAACUUUCGAUUCUUUAGAAAAGGUGAGGUUGGGGACUGGAAGAACUGGUUUACGGUGGAACAGAACGAAUACUUCGACUCCGAAUGGAACAAACAGAUCCGGGCAGAUACAAUCUUCCAGUUCAAGUACACACAUAGUCAAGGAAACUCCUAAUAAAAGUGUGUUUGGCCAACUCACUAAAAUACCCAUAACCCGAACAUUUGUUUAGCUUCCCCGGUGGUCGUUUGUAUGUUCGUUCUUCGUUUCGGAAUUAGGGGAAAAGGAAGUAAAAACAAAACAAAGAAUUUGGGUUCGGUAUGGUCAAACAUUUUUUAAUUAUGCCCUUACUGAAGACUUUGUUUACCGGGUAGUAGAUUUUUUUUAUUAUUAUGAUUGUGCAAGAAAGAGUGUUUCGGGUAAAAUUGUUGGAUUAUAUCAAAUAUAUGAACAGUUUUUAUUAUUCUGGAUAUACACAUGUAUAUGACCAAAGAUAUAUGUAAGACUCUGCAAGGUAAAUUUGACAGACUAUAUCAAUUGAAUGAACAGUUUAUAAUUAUAUUUUUUAUUAAAUCGUUAUAUAUUUAUUUCCAAGUGGAAAUUGUCGGAAUAAAUCAAUAAUAUGAAUUGUUAUGAUUGUUAUCGUGUUAUGUCUUGGUAAGAAAGGAAGUGCAAUUAAGUGACUAUGCAAGGAGUGUUCCCCAUUAUAAAAAAAUGAACUGCACUAGAAAUACGCAUAAUAAAGUUUGCUUUCA
Molecule: messenger RNA, 1714 nt
Organism: Mya arenaria
Lineage: Eukaryota; Metazoa; Mollusca; Bivalvia; Myida; Myidae
Product: sulfotransferase 1B1-like
Exons: 6
Coding region: 93-1136 (347 amino acids)
Biological process (GO): sulfation
Cellular component (GO): cytoplasm
Molecular function (GO): sulfotransferase activity
Source: RefSeq, a predicted model, not a curated record